This is a messenger RNA of Arachis stenosperma, 2359 nucleotides long. Its product is annotated as protein SIEVE ELEMENT OCCLUSION B-like. The coding region runs from base 115 to 2172 and encodes 685 amino acids. Gene Ontology annotation, biological process: phloem development. NCBI's taxonomy places the organism in Eukaryota, Viridiplantae, Streptophyta, Magnoliopsida, Fabales, Fabaceae. The transcript has 7 exons. The record is from RefSeq and is a predicted model, not a curated record.
GCCUAUAAAUAGGUUGAACAUAACAAUCUAGAAAUCACAAGACAAAGCUACGUAUUCUUUCAAAAUUCAAACACAAACCUUAUUAGAAGAUACUUAAAUUCUGUAUCCUAUAUCAUGGCAAUGUCCAACGCAGAUUCAAGUGGCACCACUACUUUGAUCUCAUCAUCCCAAGGUGGCAGUACUGCUAUUACUUCUAUCCAACAACAGAGUGCUACUACUAACUUGGGAGGCCAACAGAAAAUUCAUCUUCCCAACCCUUUUGAUCUCACUGACUCUCAGAUCCUGGACAGAGUUUACCUCACCCAUGUCAAUGAUGAUGAAAUCUGCAAUACCAGUAUCCUCUUUGGUCUUGUGUCCAAUCUUAUACUUCAGGGUAGUUAUUCAACAAUAUCCACGGUCAGUUUCAAACCAGAAUUUCCUACCCUGAAGCUGGUUUCUUGUCAGAUGAUAGGCACAAAAGAUGGACCCCAAUGCGUGCACCAAACAGCACUAUGGAUUCUCCAACACCUAAGGUGCUAUUCUUGGGAUGCAAAGGCGUUGAUAACUCUGGCGGCGUUUUCUUUGGAGUAUGGGAAUUUCAUUCUGCUUUCUAGGACUCCAACACAAGACAUAGUUGGAAGCUCACUGAGACAGCUGAAUCAAAUCCAAGAGAGGAAGGUUUCAAGUGAGAUAACAGAGCUGCUGAGUUACAUAGUGAAAGCCUUUCACCACAUCAAAGUGUGGGCAACCUGGUCUUCUGAAGGCUAUGAUCCUGAGGAGGUCCCUACCUUGACUGAAGCCUUGCAAGAGGUCCCUCUUGUUGUUUACUGGACUAUUGCUUCCAUUGUUGCUUCCACAGGCAACCUCCUCGCCUUCACAGAAUAUAGCUUAUCGGAAUUCAGAGAGAGGCUUGCGGCUGUUGUAAAGAAGUUGGCGGAUCAUUUGGAAAUUUGCAAGCUCGAAAUUGGGUACAUAGACGAUUACUUGAGCCGUAGAAGAAUCUUUGAGAAGCCUAAAGAUAUAGUAGAUCUUUUGAAGGCUUUGAUCCUCCCAAAUAAUGGAGCUCAAGUUCCCCAAAUAUAUCAAGGCAGCAUCCAAAUCAAACAGGGUCUUGAAGUGUUCAAGGAGAAACAUGUGUUACUCUUCAUUUCGAGCCUGUACAGCAUAGGAGACGAGAUCAUGCUGUUGAAUUGUCUCCACGAUAGGCUGCAGGAAAGUCCAAAGGAAUGGAAAGGGUUUAAGAAAGAAGAUUUCAAGAUUCUGUGGAUCCCAAUUGUGGAGUGGGACGAAGCCAAAAGGGAACAGUUCAAGACAUGGAAGAACAGCAUCAAGUGGUAUGCAGUGGAGUGCUUCUCGGAGUUGCCAGGUGGCAGGAUAAUAAGUGAGCCUGAAGGGUUGAAUUACAUGGGUAAGCCUAUUCUGCCUGUGUACAAUCCUCAAGGUUACAAAGCAAAUGAAGAUGCAAUGGGUUUGAUCUUUCAAUGGGGGAUCGACGCAUUCCCUUUCAGGAAAACUGAUGCUGCUGAUCUUAUUCUCAAAUGGAAGUGGCUUUGGGACAUCAUAAGAAAAGUUGCUCCCGGACUGCAGGUGCAAGGGGACAGAUACUUAUUCAUCUUUGGUGGCAGCAACAAGAAGUGGAUCCAAGACUUCACACUUGAAGUGGAGAAAGUGAAGAGACACGAGAGCGUGAAGCGUGCAGACGUGAUAAUAGACAAGUAUGAACUAGGAAGCAGUGUUCCAAGCUUCUGGAUUGGAAUAGAAAGAAUGAGGCAGAACAAGAAGCACCAAGAGGCGGUUGAUUGCGAGAUCCAAGGGAUCGCGAAGAGCUUGUUCUGCCUCAAAAGAGAUCCAGAGGGCUGGGCAAUUCUUACCAAAGGGCAGAACAUCAAGCUUCUCGGCCACGGCGAAGCCAUGUAUCGAACUCUGGCCGAGUUUCAGAGCUGGAAGGACAAGGUGUUUGAGAAAGAAGGGUUUGACAUUGCAUUCAAGGAAUACUAUGAUGUUAAGGUGAAGGAAAUAGCUGAUCGUCAGCCUUGCUCAAUUGUCAAUGUUGAUAGUAGUAACUAUGGCUCAAGCGUCAUUGCAACUAUAACGUGCCCAAAUCCCACUUGUGGCCGUGUAAUGGAGGUUACAUCCGUCAAUUACAAGUGCUGCCACCGUGAUAAUAAUGAUUCAAACUACUGCGGUUACUGAUCUGUGGAACAGCCAAUUAUAUAUUUGAAUAUAUACUGCAUGCUUCAGCUAGUUCUUGUGUCUGAACCUUGUUCGCCCUUCACCAAUGGGUAGAACCUAAAUAAACAAUAUGGUGUGGUCAACAUGUUAUCUUUUUGUUACUGAAUUUCACAAUUCAAUAAAAUUAUAGCUAUAUGAAUUAUAUUAU